AGAACGACAUAUUCAAAAUAAAACUGAAAUUUUAAUUACAAAGUUAUUCAAAUAAAAUUCCGAAAGCUAAUAUAAAUUAUGUCAAGUAAAUUUCUUAGUGUUAUUGGUUUAAAAGAAUGCAUUGGUCGGGGGAAUCCUUUAGAAGCCAAGGAGAUAUUGGAAAAUAUUUCAAAAUUUUUCGAUGAUCGAUUGUCAAAAGCUGAAUUAGAGCUUGCACUUGAAACCAUUUUCGAUACUGACUGUGGGACUAUUGCGUUCUUAAAUCGAAGUAUAAAAGAAAAAAAGAAAUUCGCAGAAUGUAAUGCAAAUAUUUUUUGUAUUUGGAUAAAAAUUUUGCAAAAUCAUGGAUUUUCAAUUUCUUUUGAAAACUAUGUUGCGGAUAUAAUUCAGUGUUCAACUCGUUUCAUUGUAUCUAUGCAAGUUUCAGCUAAAGAAAAAGAAAAAGCUACUGUUGUUUUACAGGAAAUUUUUCAAAAUAGAUUAGCUGACGACCUCAACGCAUCUGAACUUAUUUCUAAGUUAAUUGAUGUGCUCAACUUAAAAAACCGACCAGGAAAUUUCUCUCAACAAAUUUUUAUCCUCUUGGGAAUAAUAUCGCGAGACACUCCAGAAAAUAUUUCUGAAAGACAAGCCUAUAUGAUACAAAAUAAUAUGCUUAAGACAUUAGAAGAUACCCUUUUAAAUGAAGAGACAGUUCAAUAUAAUGUUCUCGCUGGCGCUAUGGAAGGGUUGAAUCUAUUUCUUAUUAACUUUGCACCAUCUCCUACAGAAAGCUAUAAUAUAUGCGAUUCUAUAUAUGUUUGUGUAAAAAAAUUGUCUAAUCCUCCAUUGUAUGUUAAAGCUAAGGCACCAUUUCGUCAUGCGUUAGAUUUGUUUACAAGACAUUACCAUUUAUUUAGUAAACAAAUAUAUAGAGAUUUCAAGUACUGGCAUGAAUGUUUAACGAACACUUCCUGGCUUUUGUCCACAAUAUAUGAUGAUAGAAGAAAAGCUAUUUUUGCCAUUCAAUCAUUUCACAAAGCUGUAGAAUAUAAUUUAAAUAAAAAAGAGUUAAAUGAAAAUGACCAAAAAAUUUUAUUGUUUUUAAUGACGAGUUUCCGUUCUACGUUAGAAUCAAAUGAAUCAAAAUCUUAUGAAAAUCGUAUUGCUAUUCGGGGUUUUGGUGUGAUGGCUAAGUUAUGUACACAUUUUUUACCAGAAAUGGUGUACACUAUAUUAGCUCUGGUAAUACAAAAAACCGAAUUGAUUUCAUUGGCUGAAGAUAACGAAUUACGAGACAGUUUAGAACAUUUUCCAGACUAUGUGGAGGCGCUGUCUCAAAUUAUUAAAGAAGUUGGAUCAAAAGAUAAAAACAUAACCCCCAUUUUAGCGCAUACAGUUCAAACUAUAUUGGUUCGAUUAAUAAAAGAUUUUCAUUAUUUGUCGAAAGCACAUACCUCUUUAGCAACAAGUGCAAUAUGUAAGACUUUGUUUAACUUGUCUGAAUUGGAUGGUUCUUUGUUUAAUGAUGUUUUAGAAAAGAUUAUUUUGCAAGGAAUCAUUUGGACGUGUUCACAUAAAUUAGUGCAUGACGCAAAUUUGGAUUGGGAUAAUGGUGUUGAUUGGAAAGACAAUAUAACAUACAAAAGUUACCUAGAGCUUUGGCGCAACUUGUUAGAUGAAACUUCCUGUUCUAACUACGACAAAUUGUUUAUAUCAAAUCAAAUUUUUAAUACUUUAAUAAGCAAUUUGCUUGUUAUCUUAGAAAAGUUAAAUCUAAAGACAAAAAAGCGAAUGUUUAUUGGAGAAAAUGGUGAAGAUCAGGAAUUUUUUUUUUGUGAUCCCAAUAUAGAUUUAUGCCCUGAAAAUUCCGAAGAUUUUCGUAUAUUUUUCAAUUUAGUCGAUUUUUAUCGUGAUAUAUUUUUCACAAAGUAUAACAAAGAAUAUUUUUAUAAGUGGAUUAAUGAAUAUUGUACAAAAAUGGUUGGUUAUAUUAUAGAAAAUCCCUUAAUUAGUGGAUUUCUGAAAUUUCUUCAAUUUGGAUUGACGAUAGCAGAUGAUUUAAAUUACUUUUGUCUUACUAAAGAAAGCGAGAACGAGAGUUUAAAAAAUUCUUUGCUGUUUUUGCUGAAAAGUAUUAUAUUUAGAUGUCAAAAGGUUUCGGGUGAAUUACAAUUUUCUUGCUUGGAGUUGAUACUGAAAUUUCCUCAUGAAUUCUACAGGGAUAAUAUAAAAGACUUAAUAGUGGUAUUUAAAAUAUCUUUUGAAUUGGGAAAGACCACGAUAUGGUUAGCGAAAUUAGGUAUAACAGCAUUAGAAAAGAUAUCGGAGAAAUUCGGGGAAGAGUCCUAUUUGUUGGAUGACUUGAACAAGUUUUAUGAAGAGGUUUUACCACAAUUAGAUAGUUAUUUACAAGGAAAAGGAUUUGAGGAAAGGCAUAUUUCAGCUGAAAGUUAUGCUUACAAAAAUAAAAAAAAAAUUAAAAAAAGUACGUAUUUUCAGAGAAUUGAAAGUACAGAGCUUUUUGAAGUUCAAAAACGGAUAUAUGGUUUCUUAGGUAAACUACAACCUCAUCAAGCACUCGCAAUUCUAGAUAAGAACGUUAUUAAUGAAGAUCUUGUUAAAUGGGAAAUAGAACAAAAUAUCAAAUUAAAUCUUUAUUAUCAGAAUAUUCGAUUAGAAAUUUAUUUGGAUACAAUUAUUCCAAGAAUAUGCCAUUUAGCAUGCACUUCUAUUGAUCGUAAAACGAAAAUUGCCGCUUGCGAGUUAGUUCAUGCAAUAACUUUGUAUUUACUUGGAGCUAAAAUACAUAAAGGGAUGUUAUGGCAAGAAUUAUGUUCAAAGAUUUUAUUACUUGGAGCUGAUAACGAUGUCACCAUACAACAAAUAUUUGAACCGCUCCUGCGUCAACUAAUGCAUUUCCUCUCAAAAUAUGAGAACCUUAAUAAAGGAGUUGAUGUGAUGAUGAAAAUAUUGAUGGAUGGAAUUUCCAACGAAAAUAAUUGUGCGGUUCGAGAUUUAAGUGCUGUGUGUAUUAGAGAAUUUGUUGAAUGGAGUAUUAAACAGACGACUCCACAACAAUUAGCAGCAUCUCCUGUUAGUGUUGAAAUUAUACUAAACGAACUAAAAAUGUAUAGUUUUGAUUCAAAUUCUUCUCGUCGAAUAGGAUCUGCUUUGGCUUUUAAUAAUUUAUAUCGAACAUUGAGAGAAGAAGAAUCGAUAUGUGACAUCUAUUUUAUUGAUUUGUUACAUACGUUUUGUGUAAAUUUUAAGCUAAGUGAAGAGUUGAGCUCAAUUCCACUUGGGAGUAUUAAUUGGGAAUUGGAGCAAGUUUCUUUAAGUUUGGAUCAUGUGGUAAGAGUGCUAAAAGAAAGAAGUUAUCUCUACACAAAGCCGAAUCGAGCAAGGAAAAUUCCUUCUGCUAUAGCAAAAAGCGGGGAAAUAACUUUAAAAGAUGUCGUCAUAUAUUUAUUGGCGGAAAGUGAAAAUAAAUUAAUGAGGUAUAGAAGAAAAUGUCUAGAAAUGGUACUUAGCCUGUUUACAUCAGUUGAGAAUGCUUCAUCCCUCUCAAAUUUUUUUUCAAACUAUAUCAGCCUCGAUAUUAUAUUCAGUAUUUGUGAAGGAUCUCUAAAUGCUAAAUUAACUUUGCGUUCAUUGAAGAAAACAGAGACAGAGCGUCCUUAUUUUGCAAUAUACAAUUGGAUGCAACGUUUUCUAGGCUCUUUGGAUUGUUACAUUUGGUUACUAAGCAAUAAUGCUUUUAAGAAUCCGAAAGAAAUAUUUGUGAAUGCCAAAAUUUUUGAAGCGAUUUUUUACUAUUUCGAAAAGGUAUGUUGGUCGACAGUGUUUGACCUAAUUGAAUGUUUAAAUUCUGAGAGUAUUGAAUCUAGUAGUAAUUUAAGAAGCGUAGAACUGGAAGAAAUAAACCAAAUUAAUGUUAUUAAAUGUAUUAUUGAAGGUCAAAUAAUGGCUUUUAUUAUAGCAAUUUUGAAUUGUGGUUGCCAUGAUCAAAUUCCUAAAACAUUUUGGGAGCUAGAAAAAGGAAAGCUUGUUAAAAAAUUUAUCUGUGAUAUUUUGUAUGAACCUAGCAUUUUAGGGUUCGAAAUAAAAUAUCGCGAGAUUACAAAAGGUUAUCAGGACAAAGUUUCCCGAAUGGUUAAAAACAUUCAAACACAUGGUAUGAAUAAAGAAUUCUAUGCUAGUGCAAUUCAACAAAUUGCGUUAAAUUUAAUAGAUAAUAUUAAAGUAUUAACAGAAAAAACCAAAGAACUGUUAUAUUCAAAUCAAAUAAGUGAUUAUAAAUGGAAUGUUUCAAAGGGUGUUGUAUUUGUUCUUAAAAAUAUAGCAGUAAAUGAAGUUUUGGAUCUGACCAAACUAAAGGAUUAUGGAGAAAAACUAUUACUACAUUUGUUCGAUGGAAUUUCUGAAAAUAUUUUUAAUAAAGGAACUACUAUAAAUUUAACACCUAACGUUAAAAAAUUUGCAAAUCAAUUGCUAAAAGUUUUUUUUGCAAUUGGGGAAAUUUUAAAUUUGCAAAAUACUGAAAACCUUUUAAAGAUGUUUGUUCGGCAUUUGCUGAAUGAUAAAUUUUUAAUCAUGCGAGGAACUUUGAAAAGAAUUAAGCAUGGAGAAUAUUUUUUUUCAAUAUAUAAACGUGCUAUUCUGGAGAAUUGUAAAGCUAAUUUUAUAAAGAUUCUCAUACCGUUACUAUUUUCAUGUUCAGAAAAUUCUGAUUCUCAUUUUGUUAUUAAAAUUUUAAUUGAAAUAAUAGAUUUUUGCUUCAAACACAGGCAACAUGACCAAAAUACAUUGCAAGCCUUAGUAGAAAUAAAUUUAAAAUAUUUUAUAAAAGUUCAACAAAUUUUACCUACUUGUGAGGAACAAUCUUUGGUUGUGGAUUAUUUAUAUAAUUUGGGAUUAGCAUGUCCUAUUACAUGGAAACUAAAUUCCUUUAAAUCUAAACAGAUUGAAAUUGAAAAUUAUGUCAUAGAGAGACUGAAGGAUAAAAAAAAUUCCUUGGCACAAAAAACACGAGUUUUUAGGCUCAUACCGUUACUUAUUGGCACAGAAGAUUUUGAACAUUUAAAGUUAACGGAGGCAUUACAAGAUUUACAGAGUUGCCACUUUCCUUUGAGAUCGUCGGAAUUCAGAAAAAACAGUGUCGAAGAAACCGAUCUUAAAGUGGCAUUUAAAUCAUUACUUGAUGCAUUAAUAGUGUCUAAAUCUUUCGUUAUUUUGGAUUUUAUUCUUCAAGCAACUGCAGUUGACAAGAAGCACGUAGCGGAGUACAUGAUUAGACAAGAUUUAGUUGUAUACAACAAUAAUCUUAAUAGUUCACAACAAGUCUUGGUACUGGAGCGUCUCUUUGCAAAAUGUUAUAAUGAACAACUUGAGCCCCAAAUCCGUGUUACAAUUUUGGAACGUUUUCUUGUUCCUAUACUUCAAAAUAGCCGUGAAGAAAUUGUGAUAGCAUUUUACAUAAAAUCAUUUUCAAAAAUUUCGCAAUUAAUAGAUGCCAAAUUUGGUUUUGCUAAACAAGGUUGGGCUGUAGAACAAGCUCUGGUAAAUCGAAUUAUUGGAUUUUCUUUAUUAGAAAUCUUUUUCGGCAAAUUAUCUAAAGAAAAAUAUUAUUAUCCUGACUGCCCACUUAUAAGUGCUUUUUUACCAAAUGAAAAGUUACCGAACAUAUUUAUUGGAACAAUAUCAAAGAAAUCAUUUUAUGCCAGGACAGAAGUUUUUGUAACUGAUGAUAAGUCGACUAAAGAAUUUUUCCGACAAUAUCAAUGUGCUGCUUAUAAAGCAUUAUGCUCUAUUAUCUGUAAUACACAAACUGAUAUGAGAUUUUAUUUAAAAUUUUUAUUUGAGGAAAUUCCUCAAAAAAAUGAAUUUAUCUGGGUUAAAUUAAUCGACUGCUCUGAUGAUAAAAUUUAUAUUCACGAUAGCCAAGAAAUGGAAUCCUACGCAAAAACUAAAGAACGUUUUGUUUCUAUAAGACGCUUGAACGCACUAAAUUUAAAUAUUAAUUCUAGUACAAAUCAAGCCACAUUUGCCAGAUAUUUACAAAGCCAAAACGUGUUUUCAUCAAGUCUAAGUCAAGAAAUUAGUAAAAUUGAUUUAAAUUAUUCCAUGGUUAGAGGAGAUGCGGAAGCUUUUAAACGUAAAGAAAGCAUGAUGAAUGAAGUAUUUUCUGUUAAACUAGAAGGAACAGAGAUAAAUAAGCAUGAAAUAAUGCCAACAUUAUGUGGAGUAAUACAACAUAUGCAGGAAAGUGGAGUAACGCCGUUUAUUAGUGAUCCUUCAAAGAUAAAACGAUCAUAUCCAUGGGUAGUUUCUAUAGCUAACGGAAUUGAUGCAUUUUCAAACCAUAAAAAUAUAAGAAUAUUUUUGGCUCAGGUAGUGGAUAAUUGUCGCAAUGUUUUUGAGCCGUAUGCACAUAUUUUAUUUAAACCAAUUUUACAAUUGAUAUUUGAUGAAUGUGCUGGGACACAAUUGAAUUUUUUUAUAACCGACAUGAUAGCUUUACUAUUAUGCUGGACCAAAAAAGAAUUGUAUAAACCCACGACAAUCGAAGAAAUUCGUCUAAGUUCCUCUUUAUUGCAGUUUCUUAUGAAAAACACGUGGAAUGAGAGUAAACAUAUUUUUAAAUAUAAUUUAGAGUUAGUACAAACUAUGAUUAGUUUGUGGAAAAACGAUCUUGAGAUUCCGCACCGAUUUUUAUUGGAUAUGAUUCAGGUGUCAGAAAGACGGGAUUCUAAAGAAAACGAAUUGGGGUUAGUACUGUCUGGAGUAAUCCUUGCAAAUAAUCUUGUCCCUUGGAUUGAAAGAACUAAGAAAAUAUUUAUCCAAAAGGUUUUUUCAAAUUUGGACAAUGAUUAUUCUGCGAUAUAUCAAGCAGCAGCUCACGUGUAUGGUAUGAUUUUAAAAGUUUUGAAUAGUAAUCAAAAUUUGGAAAUUCUUGAAACUGUAACGAAGGAACUAGUUGGUAAAUUAAAAGGAAUUGCUAAUAAACGCGAAAGUAAAACGGAAAAAUACUUUAAAGAUAUUUUAUAUGGAGUGCAUAAAAGUUAUCCAGAAAUAUUAGACUAUUUUAAAGAGACAAUAUCAUAUAAAAUUCCUUCGGCUAUUGGUAAUAUUAAAAAACUUUAUUUAGAAAUGCUUUUGGCUAGACUUGAGGCAUAUAAUUCCGAUGAAAUUUAUAACAUUAUUAUUUCAAUUGGUAUAAAAGAUUUAUUGAAAAUUGAUGAAUAUCAACUUCUUGCCUUGCACAUCAUCAACAAGUCACUACCAAACCUGCAAGGAAGUGAAAUUCACAAUUUAUUUUCGGCAAUAGAAAUUUGUAUUGAAUCUUCAAAAGCAGAAAGCCGUGAUGUGGCUUACGAAAUUUUAAUAUAUAUUUCUCAAAAUAUGACUAAUAUUUCAGGUUUGGAAACUGGAACUUCCAAAAAUGCUUUGGAAAAAAAAAUUAGCGCUUUGCUUCUUAAAGGUUUAUUAGAUACAGAUUUAGAAAUCCAGAAAAGGAUAUUCCAUUUUUGGUCUCAGGAAACAAAUUUAUCGCAAAACAUGUCAGAUAGACUUUUGUUUUUAAUAUCAAACUACAGCGCAGACAGCGAGAAACAAUUUUUAAGUUUUUGUACGCAAUUGAUUCUUGAACCUGCUAUUCAAAAUUUUGAAUCAAAACAACAAAUUUUCCAAUUUGAGACUGAUCGGGAUAGCAAAUUAGAAGAAUAUCAAAUUAAUACAAACUUUCGGUUUAAAAACACGUUUUCUGUGCCACCACUUUUUGCAGAUAGUCAAAGCAGACUAUUUUCGCAAAGAAAUUACAAUUUUGUUAGGGAUAUACCAAAUGAAUAUUUCUUUGAGCCAACUAAAAGCCCGCUAGAAUUAUCCCAGAUACGAACUCAAUUUUCUCUUCCAAGUCAAACUUCAUUGCCAUUUAUUGUCCAACCUUAUGUUCUUGAUCGUAGAUCACAAAGAAUUUCAGUAUUGGAGAACGAAAAUCAGCUCCGAUCAGCUGAAACAUACGAUAAUUUUUUAAGGAAAAGAUUUUUAAAAGACAGAAAUAAAGAAAAAACAGAAAUUACUUUAAAAAUCAUCGAUAAAAAAACAAAAAAACAACAUAUAAGUAGUGCAGAUAAAGUAACUUUGUAUAGACGUUACAGAAUUGGAAACUAUCCAGAUUUAUUAAUAAAUACUUUAGCUUUUUUGUUACCACUUCAAGGAAUAGUCAAAUGGGAUAGAUGUAUUGCCCGUCAAAUAUUUGUUUCAAUUUUCACAUCUUUAGUAAAAGUUUUAGGGCCUGAGUGUAAUCAGUUCGUAACAUCUGUUGGUUAUAAGAUCCAAAAUAUUUUGAAUGGAUCAAGAAAUUGUGAUCCGGUAGUGUUUUCCACAUUUUUAGAAAUGGCUCUUUUGAAGGCUGAGGAAUUUAAUUUCAAACCUGAAACGGUUUCAACUAUAGCAAAAGCAUGCAAUAUGCAAACUAUUGGUGCUAUUUAUCUUGAAAAUAGAAUUAAUAUUGAUUUCGAAGAAAGUGAAAGCGGUCCAUCAACAAAAUCUGGUUCAAUUAUUACCAAUUGUGAAAGACAUUGGCUGGAGUUGUCGGAAAUUUAUAACUCUUUGGCCGAAUAUGAUAUUGUAACUGCAAUUUUUACUCAUAAAGUAGACGCAGAUCCUCGUUUAGGUGAAGCGAUAGAAUUAAAAACAGCAGGUCGUUAUAAAGAAGCGCAGGAACUGCUUUUAAAAAUAAUAGAACGCAGGCAAUUAGUUGAACAAAAUUUUUCUUACAAUAGCUUUUAUGAAUGUUUUGAAGAAUUGGGAGAUUGGUCGAUGUUAUCUAAAGCUAUUCAGCAACAACUUGAUGAUUUUGACGAACUUUGGACUGAUGACUUCAAUACUAAUUAUUAUUUACCAAAAUUAAUUAAAGCGGAGCUUCAGCUUAUAUUAAAGUCAGAAUCACAUAGUACUGAAUUUUUGGAAAUAUUACAAAAUUGGAUGAAAUCUGAUGAAGUCAAAGCCAAUCAUAUUAAACAAGUAUUUUGCGAAGAAUUAAUGAUGCUUCAAAUUGCUAAUGCUAAUUAUAGGCAGGCAAGAGUGCAUUGUGAAGAUUAUUUGAAAAAGUUUUUGCUACAUUGGGGUGUCAUGAGCUCACAUUAUGACAAAUUGAGGCACGAAAAUAUUUUAAAUAGUCAGAAGGUUGCAGAAAUUGAUUACUACGCUUCGCUUUUGUUAGAACAGUUUGACGAAAAAGUUAUUGAUUUACUAAAAAAUAAGUGGGAUGGUUGUAAGAUAGAUAAAUCCGAUUCCUUAAGAUACUGGAACUGUGUGUUAGGAUAUCGCGCUUAUGUAGCUGAUUUGUUUAUUGUGAACUUGGAAAAUUUAAGCAGUGAAAGUAAUCUUGCAGAUGGAUUACAAAGAAGUAUCAAUAAAUUGGUCUUUCAACUGUUCGACGCCGCUAUUUAUCAGAAAAAUUAUGGGAUUGUAAACGAGAUAAUAAAAGGUUUAAAAAAUAAGAAGCAAAAAUAUAUAUUCCUAGAAUGCGAGAUAUCUGAACUGAAAGCCAAACUACUACAAACAGAAAACGCCAGCUUAUCAAAUUCGAUUGACAUUUUGCAUCAAGCUUGGGAACAAACACAUGAUAUUUUAAAAUCUGAUAAUAUAAAAGAAAAUGUUAAAUUGAAAACACAAGCACUACAAGUAAAAUCAGAAAUAUCUGAAGAAUUUUUCAAAAAAUUACCAUUCGUGAAAAAUUUAGAUCACAAAGUUAUGGAAAAAAUUUUGCGUUAUGUAACACAUAGUAUGCAUGAUGAUGUUAAAUAUAAAAUAUUUGAAGAAUCUUUGUGGUCUUUAAAAUAUUCCACUGAAAUUGCUCAAAAUCUUUAUAAUGAAGAAUUCGAUAAGCGUUCUUCUAAUCAAAAGUUUUGUGCAGAUGCAUAUUAUCACUUAGCGGAAUUUUGUUAUCGAUAUUACCAAAUAUCUGAAGAGAAAAUAGCUUUGGAAUUGGAAAAAAAUUUAAUAUCAUCAAUAUUUGCCGCAAUGUAUUAUAACUCCUACGAUUCUCGACAGCUAUUUCCUUUCUUAUUGCAAUUACCAUCUUUAGAAAAUGGACUCUUGGCCGAUUUGUUUACUGAAAAUUCUAAUAAAGUUCCUGAUUGGAUGUUUUUAAAUUGGAUUCCACAAAUUUUGAGUAGACUAAAUUUCACAAAUCCAUCGUAUAUUGAUUUAAUAGUUUACAGAAUUGCAAGAAGUUAUCCCAAUGCUUUGAUAUACCAGUUUUAUACAUGGGUUGAUGAACAAAAAUCAUUAAUAAAAGAUUUUAUUACGAUUAGAAGUGAGCUUGCUGAAAUCAGUUAUUUAUUGAAAAAUCCACUUGUGGACUGCUUUAUUCGGGCUAUAAAAAGUGUCCGAUAUCCGCACCUCCAGCUAACUUUUUGGAUCACAAAGUUGCUUGAAAAGUUGCCCCAAAAUCAAGAAAGUUACUUAAACAACUUUACCGAAUUGAUGGCUGUGUUUAAUUUAGAUGACAGUUUUCAUGGCAGUGUUCAUCGAGAAAUUAUGCCUUAUAAAAAGGAAUUUGAAGAUUUAAAAUGCCGAAAUAUUCUUGAAGAUUCAACACAAAUUUAUAAUGAAAUGAAUGCUUUGAAAGCAAAGAUAUUAAAUUCAACUAAGCGAACUGACAAAUACUUUCGUUUGGAACAUUUUUGUCCAUGGCUUUCAAGUUUUCAGUGGUGUGGUGAGGAAAUAUGUGUGGAAUUGCCAGGACAAUAUGAUGGAGAACAAAGACCUAUUAUAGAACAAAACGCUAAAAUCGUGAAGUUUGGUGAAAGGGUAGAAGUAUUUCAGUCAAUGAGAAAGCCUGUUCGUCUCAAUGUUUUUGGAACUGAUGCGAAGACACACGAUUUCUUGGUAAAAUUUGGCGAAGAUUUGCAACAAGAUCAUCGAAUUCAGCAGACUUUAAAUGUAAUGUCAAAUAAAUUAAAGAAUGAUCUUCAGUGCCAAAAUCACAAUUUGUUUAUAAGAACAUAUAAAGUUAUUCCUUUGGAAAAAAGUGGUGGAAUGAUUAGUUUUAUUUUCAACACAACUACAAUUGACGAUCUUAUUUCUGAAUGUUUAAUGAGAAGAAAUUCUUCUGGGAAGCAAUUAUUACAUAAAUCCAUAAAAGAUUUUGUUACAUUUAUAAAAGAGCCAACGAAAAGAAAUCCACAUACCAAAGAUUUGGAUGUAUAUGGUGCUGCUGUUACUACAUAUACCAGAGAUCAGAUAAUUUCAAAUUUCCGAAAAGUACAGUACAAUAUCAGCAUAGAUGUGAUAAAAUAUUCCCUUGUUGAUAUGGCAGUAUCUCCAGAAAGUUUCUAUAUUCUACGCAAUAAUUUUGCUAAAUCUUUAGCAUCCAUGAGUAUUUCACAUUGGAUUUUAGGGGUUGGUGAUCGCCAUUUACAAAAUAUUUUGAUUAGCACAAAAGAUGGAACUUUAAGUGGUAUUGAUUUUGGCAUAGUACUUGAUGGUGGCAUUCGAAAUUUGGUAAUACCCGAAUUAAUGCCUUUUCGUUUAACACCACAAUUCAUUAAUGUCUUAAGUCCAAUGGGUACUGAGGGAUUACUAUUCAAGUGUAUGUCACAUAUAUUACGAGUUUAUCGAAGUUCAGCACAAUCAUUACUAGCUUGUGUUGAUAUUUUCGCUAGAAAUCCAACACUAGAUUGGAUUGCUUUACAAAGUAUAGUGAAACUGGAUUGGAAACCAUUAGAUGGAAUAAGAACAUUGAGACGUAAACUUUUAGGUGAUAAUCCAAUGCAUAUUUCUAGAGAAAAUUUAGAAGAUAGCGCAAUCGCUAAAUAUCAGCCGGUGUACAAGGAGGGAUACAAAAAACUUUUAGAAGGAAAUUAUCAAUUUAAUAUUAGAUCAAGAUUACCUGAAAAAGAUUUGACAGUUGAAGAUCAAGUAAAAUGUCUUAUUGAUAUGGCUACUGAUCCGGCAAUUUUGGGAUGUUCCUACGUUGGCUGGCAUCCGUGGCUUUGAAUAAAUAAGAAACUAAUUGUAAUGAAAGAAAUUGUAAUGUUCAUUACAAUAAAUUUUUACUUUUCUAUAUUUAAAAAAAUCUGUUUCAAAAGCAUUUAUUAAUAUAGGUUUUUGGAAGAU
Messenger RNA from Condylostylus longicornis, 12108 nucleotides. RefSeq names its product DNA-dependent protein kinase catalytic subunit-like. Gene Ontology annotation, cellular component: nucleus. Bases 79 to 11988 code for a protein of 3969 amino acids. The record is from RefSeq and is a predicted model, not a curated record. Lineage: Eukaryota; Metazoa; Arthropoda; Insecta; Diptera; Dolichopodidae. Gene Ontology annotation, biological process: double-strand break repair via nonhomologous end joining; intrinsic apoptotic signaling pathway in response to DNA damage; telomere maintenance. The transcript has 13 exons. Gene Ontology annotation, molecular function: protein binding; DNA-dependent protein kinase activity.